CUUUGGCUGCGCAAGCGUGGUCAGUUGGUAUCGACAGUUGCAGCGCCGGAUGUGAGGACAUCGCCGGAGCUGAAAAUGCAUUGAAAUUAUACGAGAAAUUGUGCAGUUCUGAACAAUAAUUAGUGAUUGUUACGUGUGUGCUCAAAGAGUUUCGGGACUUUGAAAAAUGACGGUUCUUUUAAAGGUAUCAAUCCUUCUGGGAAUUGUGUGUGCGGUGUUGGGUGAAAAGAAAAUAGAGCUACAGGACAUAGAGGAAGACAAUUUAAAAAGUGAAAAGGAGACGGAACUUGGGAAUUCGGGACACGGUUUACAAACCAGUUCAAAUUCUGAGACAGGGCUGAUACCAUUAGAGUUUUUGAAGAGCGGUCUGUUACGGUACUUUCAAGCGACUCCAGCUCCGGAAUCGCGUUACCUUCACCAAUAUUCCGUCAGUGAAGCCCCAGAAAGAAUACAAGCUCCUGUUGUUCAACCAAAGCCGCAAUUUGGGACGUCUGCAACCCAACAAGCUAUGGUCGGCUACUUACCUAACGUGCCGAUGCAAAUUUAUUUAGUCCCGCAAUAUUAUGAUCAAUCAGGUCAUGAACGUACUCCAGAAUCUGCCAUUCAGUACACUUCCGCUGGGGCCACUCAGGCGGGCGAUUAUCAGGGACAGCAUGAAGCCGUUCAAACUCAAACUAAUUACAUAGAAGUGCCAGCGUAUGUGACGCCUACAGCAAAGACUUAUGUACCGCAUUAUACCAGCCACGUUGUUAAUUAUACUCCACGGCCCACAGUUGCGCCACAGCCAACAGUGUCUUCGGUGAUUUAUCGUCCUUCCAUACUGCAAUAUCAAGCUCCAGCUAUAGUAGCACAAAAUAGUCCUGCUAAGCAAUAUUACCAAAAUGUACAAUAUACCGAAACGACAGAUAUCGACGAAGGCCAAGAACACGAAGACUCCAAUAGUAAUACUCACGCAGAAGUGACUUACCAAAAGGUACCAGCACAGGAAUAUCAUCGACAUUACCCAUCAAGGACUCCACUUAGAGAAGAAUACCGGCACAGCACUGUUCCAGAAUUGCCGCAUCCGAAUUCUUUAUUGUUGAAGGGUAGUCCGUCUCAUUUGCCGAAAGCUUUACCUUUAUAUCGUCCUAUAACGCAACCCGUUUAUUCAAAUGCAAUUCACAAUACUGUUUUCACCCCCCGACCUCAGUCACCACCCUACGCUUCUCCAUUCAAACGCCGUCCAACAUCUCUUUUAGACUCUUACAUUCCUUCUCACGUCCAAAUAGAGUAUAUGAGGAGAGGAUUCGCCAAAAAUCCUGCAGAGGCAUUUGAGGCGUUAUCCAGUGGUCGUCAUUUGACGCAUUCUCACGCCCCACCAGGAAAUUAUGAAAGAGGAUUCCUUCCUAAUCAAAUGUAUCAUACUGCUGGAGGAGGCGUUACAUUUGGACACUAUAAACGAUCACCCAAAGGAAAUAGCCGACAGCAAAAAUAAUAUACAUAGAUAUUUAUAAAAUUCAAUUGUAAAUUGUAUACUUGAUGAUAUUUAAAGACUUGAAAUAAUUAAUAAUGUAGGAUAUAAGUUCUAUUUAAGUUAUGAGAUUUAAA
This is a messenger RNA of Bombyx mandarina (wild silkworm), 1587 nucleotides long. RefSeq lists its product as uncharacterized. The record is from RefSeq and is a predicted model, not a curated record. NCBI's taxonomy places the organism in Eukaryota, Metazoa, Arthropoda, Insecta, Lepidoptera, Bombycidae.